Molecule: messenger RNA, 1107 nt
Organism: Microthlaspi erraticum
Lineage: Eukaryota; Viridiplantae; Streptophyta; Magnoliopsida; Brassicales; Brassicaceae
Source: the annotation of a GenBank genome assembly
AUGAGGAUCGUACGUGCGACGGAGAAGUUCUCGACGGAGCUUAAGGAGUUCAUGUGCGCCGCCGUGCAGAGGAGGAGAGACGACGACGGGUUCCUAGGCAGUCGUGGUGGUAAAUCGAGAAAUGCGAUGGAUCUUGAUUCCGACGCCGGGAACAGAUUGGUUUGCGUAACUGGCGGCGUUUCCUACCUUGGUCGCGCCAUUGUUAAGCGGCUCCUUGUUCAUGGAUACUCCGUUAGAAUCGUCGUCGACUGUCCAGAGGAGGAAGAGAAAGUGAGGGAGAUGGAAGCUGACGCUGAAACGUCGUCGUUUAGCAACAGGAUUAGCUCAGUGGUUUGUCGAUUAACAGAGGCAGAGAGUUUAGUGAAAGCAUUUGAUGGUUGUGCUGGCGUUUUCCACACCACUGCAUUCGUAGAUCCUGCUGGAAUCUCUGGUUAUUCGAAAUCAAUGGCGGAAUUAGAAGCAAAAGUGAGCGAGAAUGUAGUAGAAGCAUGUACAAGAACAGGGUCAGUGAGAAAAUGCGUCUUCACAUCAUCUAUCUUAGCCUGCGCUUGGCAAGACAAUUCCUUUCACAAUCUUGAUCACUCUGUUAUCAACGAAGAAAGCUGGAGCGAUGAACAACUUUGCAUCGAUAAUAAGCUUUGGUAUGCACUUGGAAAACUGAAAGCCGAGAAAACUGCGUGGAGGAUCGCAGAAACAGAAGGAUUAAAGCUUGCCACAAUAUGUCCUGCUCUUAUAACUGGUCCUGACUUCUUCCACCGAAACUCAACUUCAACCUUGGCUUAUCUCAAAGGAGCAAAAGAGAUGUAUAGCAACGGGUUAUUAGCGACAAUAGAUGUUAACAGGUUGGCUAAAGCUCACGUGUGUUUGUGGGAAGGUUUGGGUAACAAAACAGCGUUUGGUAGAUACGUUUGUUUCGACACCAUUCUCUCUAAAGAUGGUGCUGAAAAGCUUGCUAAAGAUAUUGGUGUCCAAAUUGAAAAGAUUUGCGGUAGCAACGUAAACGCAAACGCAGAUGAAGAAGCUUAUUCUCCUAAUUUACAAAUAUCAGAUAAAAAGCUUUUAGAUCUUAUGUCGAGAACUCUUAGAAGUUGCUAUCAUGAAAGUUAG